Molecule: messenger RNA, 1797 nt
Organism: Hydra vulgaris (swiftwater hydra)
Lineage: Eukaryota; Metazoa; Cnidaria; Hydrozoa; Anthoathecata; Hydridae
Source: RefSeq, a predicted model, not a curated record
AUGUUUUUGAAUUUGCGAGAAAAACAUGUAGUUUCCAGCCAAGUUCACAUUGAACUUGUAUCUGAUUUUAAAGAACUGUUUCAAACCUUUUUGACAUCAUACAACGAUGUCAUUGAGAAGUGCUUACCAAUGCCGAUAGAUGCUACAUUUAAAAACACUAAUAAAGAUAAUUUAAGUGAUUUUCAUGAUGGAGAAAUUUUUAAAAAAUAUCCUUUGUUUUCCACUGACCCAACUGUAAUUCGUAUUCAUUUGUUUAUAGAUGAGUUUAAAUCUGUUAAUCCUCUAGACUCCAAGAGAGGCAAACAUAAAAUUAUUGGUAUUUAUUACGCUAUUGGAAAUUUGCAUCCACGCUAUCGCUCUCAAAUGUCUCAAGUUGAUUUAGCUUCAUUGGUUCGUUCUAAUAUUUUGAAAAAAACUUCUUAUUCUGAAAUUAUGAAACCAUUAAUUGAUGAACUUAUAGAGUUGAGUAAUAAUAGGAUUAUUUUAAAAACUAACAGUAUGACUCAUUCACUUAAAGUAAGUCUUGCAACAGUUUCAGCUGACAACUUAGGUGCUCAUGCACUAGCAGGUUUUCGCUGCUGUUUUAGUUCAGGUAGGGUUUGUCGAACCUGUCUAGUUUAUUUUGAAACAAUAAGGCUAAAACAAUAUCACAUUGACUGUUAUUUAAGAACAGAUCACAACUACAAUCAACAGUUGAAUGCAAUAAAUAAAUUUCCUGUUAACAAAUCUGUUUAUGGAAUAAAUCAAUCGUGCUGCUUGAAUAAUCUACCAUUUUUUAAUGUUUUGGAAAGUUUUCCACCUGACAUCCACCAUGAUUUCUUAGAAGGAAUAGUUCCUAUGGUUUUAAAAUUAGUUAUCCAAAAAUUGAUAUCACAUAACAUUAUUUCUCUUAAACAACUUAAUUAUGAAAUAUGUAAUUUUUCAUUUGGGUUUAAUGAUAAAAAAAGUGCCUCUAAAUGUCUGCCAAUUAUAAUAUUUGGUUACAUAUCUAGUUUUAAUGAUGACUGUCCAGCCUACUGGUUGGUUUAUCUUGAACUAAGAAAUAUAGCUGAUAUCAUAUUUUCACCAGUUAUUAAAAGAGAUUCUCUUGGAUAUUUAGCUUAUAUGAUUGCAUCAUUUGUUAAUUCUUUUGUGGAUAUAUGGCCUGGAAAUUUUAUUCCUAAAAUGCACUACAUGGUGCAUUAUCCUGGACAAAUUGAACUAUUUGGACCUUUGCGACAUUUAUGGUGCAUGCGAUUUGAAGCCAAGCACAACUACUUUAAGUGUCUUUCUCGUGUUGUUUCUAAUUUUAAAAACAUCACUUAUACAUUGUCUAAGCGGCAUCAAAUGCGCCAGUGUUGUGAAUUAAAUUCAGUUGAUUUUAUGAAAAUUGAGCAACACAAUCAAAGAAAUAAUAUUAUUAUAUCAUUAACUUCAUUACCUGAAGGUCUUCAAGUAGAACUUACACAUAACUUUUUACUUGAUCAAAACACUCAAUUGCGGAAAGUUACAAAUGUUUCAGUGAAUCAUUGUUCCUAUCAAACUGGUGACUUUAUUGUUCUUAACAUUCUAGAUGAUGGUACUCCUAUUUUUAUGUCACUCAAGUAUAUCCUUAAAAAUAAUGGUUUAUGGUUCUUGUGUGGUAAACUGUGUUCUUGUGAAAAAUUUCUUUUUUAUUUACAUGCUUAUAAUCUAAUUGAAAUAUCUUCUUGGGUUGUUAUUCUUUCUGGACAAGAAGUAUCACAUGAACCUUUAGAUGGAUAUUUAAUGUCUGAUGGACAACUUUUAGUUACUUUACGUAGUUUAGCAACAAAAUAA